Callorhinchus milii (elephant shark) is the source of this 3239-nucleotide messenger RNA. RefSeq names its product proteasome 26S subunit, non-ATPase 1 (gene psmd1). The record is from RefSeq and is a predicted model, not a curated record. The transcript has 25 exons. Gene Ontology annotation, molecular function: enzyme regulator activity. Gene Ontology annotation, biological process: regulation of protein catabolic process; proteasome-mediated ubiquitin-dependent protein catabolic process. Gene Ontology annotation, cellular component: proteasome complex; proteasome storage granule; nucleus. The coding region runs from base 138 to 3047 and encodes 969 amino acids. NCBI's taxonomy places the organism in Eukaryota, Metazoa, Chordata, Chondrichthyes, Chimaeriformes, Callorhinchidae.
CCUCUGUCAGGGAAAAGCCUGAGUCACACACACACACAGAGAGAGACGGACGGGAGCGCGGGGCCUGGACACGCACGUACAGCGGCACACACAGCCACCACACCCCGGGGGCUGGGCAGGGCAGGGCGGCCGGCAGGAUGAUCACCUCGGCGGCUGGGAUUAUUUCUCUUCUGGAUGAAAAAGAGCCACAGCUCAAGGAGUUUGCUCUGCACAAGCUGAACUCUGUAGUUAAUGACUUCUGGGCUGAAAUUUCAGAAUCUGUGGUUAAAAUUGAGGAGCUGUAUGAGGAUGAAACGUUCCGGAGUCGGGAGUUUGCUGCUUUAGUGGCUUCCAAAGUCUUCUACCACCUUGGUGCCUUUGAGGAAUCAUUGAACUAUGCACUGGGAGCUGGCGAUCUCUUCAAUGUGAAUGAUGAGUCUGAAUAUGUGGAGACAAUUAUAGCCAAAUGCAUCGACCAUUACACUAAACUUCGCGUUGAAAAUGGGGAGCUCCCUGACGCUGAGGAGAAGCUGAUUGACCCACGUCUGGAAGGUAUCGUCAACAAGAUGUUCCAGCGGUGCUUUGAUGAUCACAAGUACAAGCAGGCAAUCGGCAUCGCCCUGGAGACCAGGCGGCUCGAUGUCUUUGAAAAAGUGGUUCUAGAGUCGAACGAUAUUUCUGGGAUGCUUGCAUACAGCGUGAAAGUCUGCAUGUCACUAAUGCAGAAUAAACAAUUCAGAAAUGAAGUGCUACGGGUCCUAGUCAAACUCUACAUGAAUCUUGAUAAACCAGACUUCAUUAAUGUUUGUCAGUGCCUCAUUUUCCUGGAUGACCCCCAGGCAGUGAGUGAUAUCUUGGAGAAGCUGGUAAAGGACGGCAACUUGCUGAUGGCCUAUCAAAUCUGCUUUGACCUAUAUGAGAGCGCCAGCCAACAGUUCCUUUCCAGUGUCAUCCAAAACCUGAAGACUGUAGGCACUCCUAUUGCAGUGGUGCCAGGAUCCACCAACACUGGCACUGUGCCAGCAACUGAGAAAGACAGUGAAGUCAUGGAGACAGAUGAAAAGUCGGGAAGUGCCUCGCCAGCAUCUACAAAAACUACAGAAAUGAGCCCAGAGUCCAAGGCUUUGCAAGAUCAAAACACAAAGAUGAUCAAGAUUCUGAGUGGAGAGAUGUCGAUUGAGUUACAUUUACAGUUUUUAAUACGAAAUAAUAAUACCGAUCUUAUGAUACUAAAGAACACAAAGGAUGCCGUAAGAAAUUCUGUUUGUCACACAGCGACAGUGAUAGCAAACUCUUUCAUGCAUUGUGGAACCACAAGCGACCAGUUUCUCAGAGAGAAUCUGGAAUGGUUGGCAAGAGCCACGAACUGGGCUAAGUUUACAGCAACAGCCAGUUUAGGAGUUAUUCACAAGGGUCAUGAAAAGGAAGCGCUGCAGCUGAUGGCCACAUAUUUACCCAAGGACUCUUCACCCGGCUCAGCUUACCAGGAGGGAGGAGGUCUGUACGCACUGGGACUCAUCCACGCAAAUCACGGUGGGGACAUUAUAGACUAUCUACUGAACCAGCUGAAGAAUGCAAGCAAUGAUAUUGUGCGCCAUGGUGGAUGUCUCGGACUUGGUCUGGCUUCGCUGGGUACUGCGCGGCAGGAUGUCUAUGACCUGCUCAAAACAAACCUGUAUCAGGAUGAUGCAGUAACUGGUGAGGCGGCUGGCUUGGCUCUAGGACUUGUCAUGUUGGGCUCUAAGUCUGCACAAGCAAUUGAGGAUAUGGUGGGCUAUGCCCAAGAAACACAGCAUGAGAAGAUUCUUCGUGGCCUGGCUGUGGGCAUAGCUAUGGUGAUGUAUGGCAGAAUGGAGGAGGCAGAUGCAUUGAUCGAGAGCCUCUGUCGGGAUAAGGAUCCCAUUCUCAGACGUUCCGGGAUGUACACGGUUGCAAUGGCUUAUUGCGGUUCUGGGAAUAAUAAGGCGAUACGAAGACUGCUGCACGUUGCGGUGAGUGAUGUGAACGAUGAUGUCAGACGAGCUGCAGUGGAAUCCCUUGGAUUUAUUCUAUUCAGAACUCCUGAACAGUGCCCGAGUGUGGUGUCCCUGCUUUCUGAAAGCUACAAUCCUCAUGUUCGAUAUGGUGCUGCUCUGGCUCUGGGAAUAUGCUGCGCUGGAACUGGCAACAAGGAAGCCAUUAACCUUUUAGAGCCAAUGACCAAUGACCCAGUGAACUAUGUGCGUCAGGGGGCUCUGAUUGCCUCUGCCCUCCUUCUAAUCCAACAGACAGAGAUUACUUGUCCAAAGGUUACACAGUUCCGACAGUUGUAUGCAAAGGUCAUCAAUGACAAGCACGAUGACGUCAUGGCCAAGUUUGGCGCAAUCCUGGCUCAGGGCAUUCUUGAUGCAGGUGGGCGUAACAUGACUAUUUCUCUGCAGUCACGGACGGGGCAUACCCACAUGCCGUCAGUGGUCGGGGUUCUGGUGUUUACCCAGUUUUGGUUCUGGUUCCCUCAUUCACAUUUCCUGUCCUUGGCUUUUACUCCAACUGCUGUCAUUGGGCUUAACAAGGACCUGAAGAUGCCUAAAGUUCAGUACCGAUCAAACUGCAAGGCAUCAACAUUCGCCUACCCUCCUGCCCUGGAGGUGCCAAAAGAAAGAGAGAAAGAGAAGGUUUCCACAGCUGUCCUGUCGAUCACUGCCAAAGCAAAGAAGAAGGAGAAAGAAAAGGAGAAAGAGAAGGGAAAAGAUAAAGAUAAGGAGGAGGAGAAAAUGGAUGUUGAAGAGAAGGAAGAGAAGAAGGAUGACGAAAAAGAGAAGGAGAAGAAAAAAGAGCCAGAGCCAAAUUUCCAACUGUUGGAAAACCCUGCUCGAGUCAUGCCUGCACAGCUUAAAGUCCUGACCAUGCCAGAGGGGUGCAGAUACCUGCCCUUCAAACAGCUCUCAAUUGGUGGGAUUAUAAUUCUGAAGGACACCAGUGAGGACACGGAGGAGCUUGUGGAGCCUGUUGUUGCUCAUGGACCCAAGAUUGAGGAGGAAGAGGAGGAGCCUGAACCACCAGAACCAUUCGAGUACAUCGAUGAGUAAAUUGGUUGACCCUGUUCUGAGGUGCUACUUUGUUUUGGAGAUGCCAUUUAAGGCUUGUGAUGCACCAUGUGCUCCUACAGUGCCAGCAGUUGCUGCAAUCACAUUCAUUCUACUAGUAACUUAGAAUAGCUACAAGGCAUAUUGUAUACUGUUAACUUUUACAGAGAUUAAUAAACCUCUUGUGUUAAACCA